This is a messenger RNA of Megalopta genalis, 2464 nucleotides long. NCBI's taxonomy places the organism in Eukaryota, Metazoa, Arthropoda, Insecta, Hymenoptera, Halictidae. The record is from RefSeq and is a predicted model, not a curated record.
GUCUACACGGACGAUAAACCUAGGCCAUCUCACUUUAUCGCGCUUGUGGUCUCUUCUCUCAAUACACAAUAUGUAAGUGAAGUUAAUAUCAUAUGCUCAUCAAAACACGAAUGAGAAAUCGGAUGCUUAUAAAUUGUGUCGGAGUGCUUGUGCUAGAAUCGUUCUGGAUAUAUAGACUGCAUUGCACAUAGAUUUUUCGAUUACAGUAUUAACGAAUAUUUAAAAAAUGAAACAUAAGAAGGAGAAAUGCAAAUCUAUAUAUGAAAAUAAGAAAUCGAGGAAAAAAGAUAAGAAGAAACAUAAAAAGCAAAAGAAGCACGAUACAUUAAAUUCAAGUGACGAUGAUAGUAAUAUUGAACAGGAAUGGGUCGAAAAGUCUGUAGUUCAAUCAGAGGCUAUGAGUCAAAAUGUACCUACAUCAACGAAGACAGAAAAAUCUUGUAAAAGAGAGGAUUGGAUGAAUCUGAACAGUAUAUUUCCUUGCGUCUUCAAUGAUAAAAGAUCUGUUAACUUAGACAAACAUUCAGAUAAAUGUGAUUUAGACAAAUUGGGGCAAAGCAAGAAAGAGUUAAAUCCAUAUUGGAAGAAUGAUGGAAAUGGUUUACCUAAUGUAGAUUCAAUGAAAUCAAAUACAGACCAAACUGAAAUAGAUGCAAGUUGGCUUAAGAAAAGUCUUAGACGCGCACAAGAAGAAGCAGAAAGAGAGGGAAAAUCUUUAGAAGAAAUUGCUGCUCAUAGGUGGGGUUCUUUAGAUGUUAUUCAAUCAAUGAUAAAGAAAGCAGAAGGAAAGGCAUCAAAAAACAAUUACAAAUUAAAAAAUGACAAUGUAAGAUAUAAUGAAAAAUAUAAGCUUGAAGAACGUGAUUAUGAGAGACCUGAAAAAUAUAAGUCUAAAUCUAGAAAUCAAAGUGAACAAGACAGUACACAGGCUAAUGUAUAUCAUGAAAAGCGUAAGCAGGUUUAUAAAAGACCAAUAGAUGAUGAUUAUUCUGCUAAUACUUCAUACAAUACACAUUAUUCAACUACAAAAAGGUGGCAAAAAGUAAAGACAUCAGAUAAAACUGAAGAUACUCCAUUAAAAGUUUCUGAAUCGAAGGUCACUGGUGUUAAAUACAACAGCAAUGUAGAUAACAUAAGUAACAAAGAAAUGAAUACUGUAACAGAAUCAGAUCUAAAUAAAUUAGGGGCAAAAAUUGUUAAAGCAGAAAUAAUGGGUGAUACUAAACUCGUUGCUGAAUUAAAAUGUCAAUUGAAAAAAGCUAGAGAAUUUGCAACAAAUUCUAUUCAAUUGAACGAGUCAGGAAAAGACCAAAAUGUAGUUCUUACAAGAACUGAUAUUAAAGGUAUUACAAGACCACUGGAGCGUAGGAGUCAGUCUACAGAUUCUUUAGGAAAUAAUAAGCAAAGAUCUGUACAAACUCACAAUGCAGGGAAAAGGGUGCUGCAUUAUUUCGACGAUGAUAAAUAUUCAUUGAAAGAAUUGUUCCAACGAGAGAAAGGAAGAUCCACGAAUGAAGAUGAUGCGAUAUUUAGCAAAAUUGCUUCUAAGAACAUGAACAUGGAUGAAAUAUUUGAAGAACAAAUUACGCGAGUUCAAUCGAAUUCGAAACAAGAUGAGAAAGAUCGUUUGCUUGCCAUUAAGGAAGACAAACGUUUGUCAAAAAGUUUGGAUACUUGUCAUUGGUGUAUCGAUUCGAAAUACAUGUUAAAACAUAUGAUUGUUGCAAUGGACUCUGAAAUUUGUUUAAGUCUUCCUACAUACACUUCUUUAAUUGAAGGACAUUGUAUAAUCACGCCAGUACAGCAUAUUGCAUGUCAAUUGCAAUUAGAUGAAGAUAUUUGGAGAAGAUUAAAGGUAUUCAAACAAGCUUUAUAUAACAUGUUUGCGGAAGAAAAUAAGUAUCCGGUGUUCUAUGAAGUUUAUAAAAGUCGUCAAAAAUUUCUACACAUGCAAUUAGAAUGUGUACCCUUACCAAAAGAAAUUGGUGAAUUAAUUCCUAUUUACUUCAAGAAAGCAUUACUGGAAUGCGAAACAGAGUGGUCUAUGAACAAGAAGGUUAUUAAUUUAGAACGCAAGGACGUAAGACAAGCCAUACCAAAUGGUUUAUCUUAUUUCAUGGUUGAAUUUGAAAUCGACAAGGGAUAUGCGCAUGUCAUAGAAGAUGAAAAUAUGUUUCCAAAAACUUUUGCAAAGGAGAUUAUUGGUGGAAUGUUAGAUUUACAUCAUGAUGUAUGGCGUAAACCGAAGGGAGAAAAUUUCGAUCGACAACGAGAAAAAGUACUGAAAUUUUUGGAAACUUGGAAAAAGUUUGAUUGCACAAUAGUGAAUUGAUGUAAUUCAGCAAUAUUAAUACAUGGUACUAAAUUACAGAUUCGUGUUUAAAACUGAAAUGUGAAUUUGAUAAUGAUAUCUGUACAAAUAUUAAUGCAAAUAAAUAUUAUUUUAUUUUAUUGAAAUUGUAAA